CAAAUCGAAUGCAAUCAACCUUCAACCGAUAGAAAAAAAAGCCUAAACGGGCGCCCGGUGUGAUUAAUCGAACCUCAUCACUGGGAACUAAAUGCCGCCUUCAAAACAACAGGAAACUCGGUAAUAUCCGACUUUAGUAGCCUAAAACAACAGGGAACUCUGAAAAGACUAGCUCCGCCUGGGAAAGUCGUUUUGAACGGUCAACUCAGAAUCCAAAGUCGGUAACUUCGCCAUCUUUCUUUUGCUCUGACUUUUCGACCUGAAGAUCACUGACGUCAUGAUUUGACCUAGUUUUUGUCUGCGUUCUCAGUUGUCUUGAAAGCACCAUUAGAGCUUACAUUUUGAAUGGCAUACUUAUUUACAUUUUAUGCGGACUGGGGAUGAGGAAAAUGCGUUAUCUGAAAGGGAAAGUGUCAAUAACAUAUUCGCAUGUGGAUAUUUGUAAUAAACUACAUAACCAAAAGUGUGUGGACACCUGCUCGUGGAACAUCUCAUUUCAAAAUCAUGGGCAUUAAUAUGGAAUUGGUCCCCCCCCCCCCCUUUGCUGCCAUAACAGCAUCCACUCUUCUGGGAAGGCAUUCCAGUAGAUGUUGGAACAACGCUGCAGGGCCUUGCUUCCAUUCUUCCACACCGAUCUCGACAAAUAAUUUAUGUGUGGACCUCGCUUUGUGCACGGGGGCAUUGUCAUGCUGAAACAGGAAAGGCUCUGCCACAAGAUGGAAGCACAUAAUCGUCUGGACUUUAAUAUAAUUGUAUGCUGUAACAUUAAGAUUUCCCUUCACUGGAACUAAGGGGCCUGGACCGAACCAAGAAAAACAGCCCCAGACUUCCUGUUUCCAUUACAGCUGUCGUGAUUUUUUGUAUAUGGUGUGCUUAAUCAAAUAAAAACUGUGGAUGAAACGUGGUUAGUGACACUUCUCUGAGAGGCUUUUAUUUCAAAACUUUAAAAAUCCGUGACCCGGAAGGACUUUUUUUGUGUGUUGCUGACGAGUCGCUGGUCCAUGUGUUGUGGGAGCUGACAUCAAGCUAACGUUAGAAACCUAUGUUUAGAUAAAAAUGAGUUCUCAAAAGGGCAACGCAUCGCGGUCGCGAGGACAAAAGCACCAAAACACGACUGCUUACAAGAACGACAAAUAUGGAGCAAGUGUUCAAGUAAAGAUAGCAAACUCGAAGGUCCACGACGGGUUAUGUCAACGCUGCAAGGAAGUUAUUGAGUGGAAAGUCAAAUACAACAAAUACAAAUCCCUUUCCCAACCUCGAACAUGUGUGAAAUGUUCUCAGAAGACGGUGAAGGAUGCAUAUCACGUCAUUUGUAAAACCUGUGCCCUGAAGCUGGAGCUUUGUGCCAAGUGUGGGAAGAAAGAGGACAUCGUAAUUCCGGUUAACACACAGAAGCAGGGAGAGGAAGAGGAGGAAUACACCAAUCAAAAGAUGACCGGACGUACUCGGAGGAAGGAGGACUUCAAUAAGCUUGAUGAUGACUUUGGUGACUUGGGCAGUGAUGAUGAUGAUGACUUUGCCAGUGACUCGGGUCCUGAGAAGGCAGGAAGCGGCAAGGCCCUUGUCCCUAAUGUGGCACAUGUUACUUUCAAAGACUAAAGACUGCUAAACCAGGAUGAUCCUAAAUGUACCUCCUGUCCAUUUUAUUAAUAUACUUAUCCUCUGAUUAUACAUACUUUUGCUAAGAAGACUCAUCACUAGAUUUAUUCACUCUAAAAUACAAUAGCCUACUUGUGUUGGUACGUUAAAUGGACAAACCCCACUUUCAAUAAACUGUUUUGUAGUAAAUCCUA
Oncorhynchus gorbuscha (pink salmon) is the source of this 1793-nucleotide messenger RNA. RefSeq lists its product as uncharacterized. The record is from RefSeq and is a predicted model, not a curated record. Bases 1057 to 1599 code for a protein of 180 amino acids. The transcript has 4 exons. Lineage: Eukaryota; Metazoa; Chordata; Actinopteri; Salmoniformes; Salmonidae.